This is a messenger RNA of Mytilus trossulus (common blue mussel), 1179 nucleotides long. Its product is annotated as gamma-aminobutyric acid receptor subunit beta-4-like. The transcript has 9 exons. Gene Ontology annotation, cellular component: neuron projection; synapse; plasma membrane. NCBI's taxonomy places the organism in Eukaryota, Metazoa, Mollusca, Bivalvia, Mytilida, Mytilidae. Gene Ontology annotation, biological process: nervous system process; signal transduction; monoatomic ion transmembrane transport. Gene Ontology annotation, molecular function: extracellular ligand-gated monoatomic ion channel activity; neurotransmitter receptor activity; transmembrane signaling receptor activity. The record is from RefSeq and is a predicted model, not a curated record. Bases 78 to 1127 code for a protein of 349 amino acids.
AUAUCACAAUUCUGAUCAAUACACAAAUCGACAAUAAUGGUUUAAAAAUAACUUAAUUAAAUGCACUAUGUAAUAAAAUGGACGAUACAGCGGGUAAAUUGGAUGAAAAUGCGAAAAAGGUAUAUCUAAAGAUCGUUUUCUUAAAAAUAACAGAUAUAGAGACUGUAGCAGAAAACUAUGCCGCUAAUGUUUUCAUCCAGGCAAGAUGGAGAGAGAAAAAGUUGGAUGGUAAUACAAAGGAUAAAGUCAACUUUAGCGAGUACUGGAGUCCGAAGUUAGUUGUACAGAACUUAGAGAAUAGUGUUUUAAACAAUGUGUGGAAGGAAGUUACGGUUGAUAAAAAUAACGAGGCUUACAUUGUGGAAAAACGGCGGAUAAAAGGAACAUUUAAAGAAAGACAAGAAUUGCAUGAUUUCCCUUUUGACUUUCAAGAGAUAAGUGUAUCCGUAACCUCUGAACAUCCCUUAGAUGAAGUAGUUUUAUUAGAAGAUGAAAACGAGAUUAGUUCUCUAACAGUCACGUGUUUUACUGGAGACCACGAAUGGGAACUUAGAGAUUUUGUUGAAGCAGAAAUCAAAGAAAUUUCUAAAGACAUUUCAGACUUUGUUUCGGCAACGUUUCCGUUGUUAAAACUGAAGACUUUGGCUAGAAGAAAAUUUGGUUAUUUUAUAUUGAACAUACUCUUAGUAAUGACCUUUAUUAGUUGUCUCCCUUUGACGAUAUUUGCGGUAAGUCGUGAUCUGAUAGAGAACAGGAUCUUCCUGGGAUUUUUACUAAUUCUGAUUGGUGUAACGUUUAGAUUCAUCACCAAUAAAGUUCUUCCAAAGAUUUCAUAUCUAACAACACUUGAUAAAUACAUAUUGACUUGUAUGAUAUUCAUGUUCCUUUGUACCAUUUGGCAUAGUAUAUUGUCCAGAAUAGAUGACAUUGACAUACAACACACAGCUGACCUCUGGGCGUUUGUUUCUCUUGUUAUAUUAUAUGCACUUUAUCAUCUAAUAUUUAUUUCCGUUGUACUAAUAAAGUACUUAAUACGAAGAAGUUUUAUCAUGUCAAAAGAACAAUCAUAUCAGGAAAAGGCAGUAAGAUUAAUGGGUGAUGCGUGGUUGAUAUCCCACAAACACUGACAAGAAGUAAUAAGUUCACAUUAACAUUCAGAAGAGUAAAGAGUAAAUACAC